AUGUAUACUUCUAUCCUGCGGCACCCGUCUCCAUAUAUUCCCAAUCCACUGGCUCUUCCAAAUACCCCAAUGCCUGCAGGUCCCGCGAUAAGAUCAGAGCCGCACCCAGCACAAAUUUCCCCACCAGCAGCACCACCCGGGCCCACCACCACCACCACCACCACCACCACGGCGCCCAUGAACAGAAUCAAUCUCUCCCUCCUCAAACCCGGCGCGCUGAAGGGCAGUCUCAAGCUGCCCAAGAGCACACUCAGCAUCCGCCCCGCCGCGCGCCACACGGCACUCUCACACACACUCCUGGCCCGCUGCUCGGAGGAGCUGUAUCAAUGGCAGAGUAAAGCGCUCCCCGCCGAAAACUCAUUCAUCCUCCACGACGGCCCGCCCUACGCAAAUGGCGACCUGCACCUCGGCCACGCGCUCAACAAGAUCCUAAAAGACAUCAUCGGGCGGUACCAGAUCCUCUCCGGCCGGCGCCUCUGCUACAUCCCCGGCUGGGACUGCCACGGGCUCCCCAUCGAGCUCAAAGCACUCCAGAGCCUCUCCUCCUCCACCACCCACCCCACCCCCGCCACCAACCCGGAAAACAGCAAAAAGAAGCAUUCCAAAAAGGAAAAGGCCAAAGAAGCCACCGCCGCCGAGGCCGCCGAAAGCGGCAAAUCCAUGCCCCCCGUAGAGCUGCGCCGCCUCGCAGCCUCCCUCGCGCGCACGACGGUCGAGGCACAGAAGGAGGGCUUCAAGAGCUGGGGCGUCAUGGGCGACUGGGAGCACGCGUACCGCACGCUCGAUCUCGACUACGAGGUUGAGCAGCUGCGCGUGUUCAGGGACAUGCUGCACAAGGGGCUGAUCUACCGCCGGUUCAAGCCCGUGUGGUGGAGCCCGUCGUCGGGGACGGCGCUGGCCGAGGCCGAGCUCGAGUAUGAUGAGCGGUAUGCGAGCACGGCGGCGUUUGUGCGCUUUCCGAUGGCGGAGACGGGGCUGGCGGCGGAGUUCCCGGGGCUGGCGGCAGCGAUAUGGACGACGACGCCGUGGACGGUGCCGGCGAACCGCGCGAUUGCGGUGGGCGCGGGGAUGGAGUACUGUGUGGUGAAGAACUCGCAGCAUGGGUAUCUCCUCGCCGCGACCGCGCGCGCAGAGACAUUCAUGAGCUUCCUCGAGGGCGACACGGAGGUCGUCAAGGCUGGCAUUCUGGGCGAGGAGCUGGCGGGGAUGAAGUACACGCACCCGCUGCUCAAGGACUCGCCGCAGCAGCAGCAGCAGCAGCCUAUUAUUACCGCCGACUUUGUCACCGCCGACUCCGGCACAGGCCUCGUCCACUGCGCGCCGGGCCACGGCGCAGACGACUACCUCGUAUGCCUCAAGCACGGCAUCGCGCCAUUCUCACCCGUCGACGCCAACGGGCGAUACAGCGACGACGCGCGCGCCUUUGGCGAGCACCUGCACGGCCUGCACGUCAUCAGCGAGGGCACCCCGGCGAUCAUUGAUCUCCUCAGUGCGCGGGGCGGGCUCCUCGCCGUGCAGGACAAGUACCGCCACAAGUACCCACUCGACUGGCGCACGAAGCAGCCCGUCAUCGUGCGUGCGACGGCACAGUGGUUCGCCGACGUCGACGGCAUCAAGGCGCCUGCCGUCGACUCGCUGGCCGCCGUGCGGUUCGUGCCCGAGACGGGCCGCUCACGGCUCACGGCGUUUGUGCAGGGGCGGUCGGAGUGGUGCAUUUCGCGGCAGCGGGCGUGGGGGGUGCCGAUCCCGGCGCUGUAUGAUGAGGAGAGCGGGGAGCCGCUGUUGACGGUCGACAGCGUCGACCAUGUCAUCUCCGUGAUCCAGCAGCGCGGCACCGACGCCUGGUGGGGCGACGCGGCGGACGACGCCGCCUGGGUGCCGGAGGCGAACAGGGGCGAUGGGAGGAGCUACGUGCGCGGGGCGGAGACGAUGGAUGUGUGGUUCGACAGCGGGACCAGCUGGGCGGCGCUGAAGGCGCGGAUUGGGGAGCGAGCGGGGGGUCGGCCGCUGGCGGACUUGGUGCUCGAGGGGUCGGACCAGCACCGGGGGUGGUUCCAGAGCUCGCUGCUGACGUCUGUGGCGUGCCGCGGGGUGCAGCCGUAUGGCGUGGUGCUGACGCAUGGGUUCUGCAUGGAUGCAAGGGGGAAGAAGAUGUCCAAGUCGCUGGGGAAUGUGGUGGCGCCCGCGGAUAUCAUUGAGGGGCGCAUCCCGAAGGCGAAGGCGCUGAGCGGCGGCGUGGAUGCGCUGCGGUUGUGGGUGGCGUGCGCGGAUUAUACGAAGGAUGUGGUGGUGGGAGAGGGCGUGCUGGUGCAUGUGCAUGAGGCGCUGAGGAAGAGUAGGGUCACGGCGAGGUUUUUGUGUGGGAAUCUGGAGGGGUGGGAUGGUGAGGAGGUGGAGUAUGAGGAGUUGACGAAGAUCGAUAAGUAUGCCCUGGCGCAGCUCUACAGAGUCAACAAGGCCACCCAAGACGCAUACAGCAAUUACCAGUUCAACAAAGCCGUCAAUGCAAUCACAAACUACACAACCCUCGACCUCUCCGCCUUCUACCUAGACGUGAUCAAGGACCGCAUCUACUCCGACCCCGCCCACUCGCUGAGCCGGCGCAGCGCACAGACGGUCAUGCACCACAUCCUGCGCAACUACGUGUCGAUGCUGGCGCCCAUCGUGCCACUGCUGACGGAGGAGGUGUGGGCGCACACGCCCGCGGCCGUCACGCGCGGCGCCGUGAGCCCGUCGAGGCUGGGCUGGUAUCGGCCUGAUGAGAGGUGGAAUGAUGGCGAGCUGGUGGCGCACUUUGCGCUGCUGGAGGAGGUGCAUGCGGUUGUGAGGGUGGGGAUUGAGAGGGCGAGGACGGCGCAGAAUCUGAAAGUCAACCUCGAGUCUUCGGUCGUGAUAGUUGCCCCCGAAGGCACCAAAGCCCGCCCCAUCAUCGAGAAAUACCUCGACGAGCUCGCCAGCCUCUUCAUCGUCUCCGGCGUCUCAGUGUCCAACACCGUCCCGCAAGACGAGGCCACCGCGAGAUGGAGCUACGCCGAGGGGGUAACGCUGCUGGGCGAGGCCUGCCACGUGGUGGUGAGGCCGGCGGGGGGCCACAAGUGUACCCGCUGCUGGGUCUACGCCGCCGAGGAGGAGGAGGGCAUCUGUGCGCGCUGCGAGGACACGCUGAGGAGUUAUCCGAGGGAGGAGUAUGAGGCGCUUUUUGCUUGA
Morchella importuna is the source of this 3207-nucleotide messenger RNA. RefSeq lists its product as uncharacterized. NCBI's taxonomy places the organism in Eukaryota, Fungi, Ascomycota, Pezizomycetes, Pezizales, Morchellaceae. Gene Ontology annotation, molecular function: aminoacyl-tRNA deacylase activity; ATP binding; isoleucine-tRNA ligase activity. Gene Ontology annotation, cellular component: cytosol. The record is from RefSeq and is a predicted model, not a curated record. The transcript is spliced from 8 exons. Gene Ontology annotation, biological process: isoleucyl-tRNA aminoacylation. The coding region runs from base 1 to 3207 and encodes 1068 amino acids.